AUGGCCGACAUCGACGAGGACGACGUCUCGCAACUGCCCACGCACAAUGCCGACAACGUCGACCUCAGCGACGAGACGCAGGACUUCCGCUUCCUGACCAGUUUGUCCAUCUCUGACAAUGGCGCCUCAAAACUCCCCAAGCGUGGCGAGAAAGACUUCGAGCCACAUGCCACCUCGUUGCAGGCCAGUGCUCUUGAUGCCUCACGCCAGGCCAUGCACCAAGCCAUCUCAAGCACCCGCAUCCACAACCCCAAGAAUCACGUCGUCGCUACCUACGAUCCCGUCUCCAACAUGGCCCGCGUCGACCAGGUCAAGGGCCAGGCUUUCCGCACAAUGGGAAAACACAUUUCUGGCGUCAUGUGGCUGCUCCCCGAGGAAGCCUUGUAUCUGCUCGAGCGUGGCUCACUUGACAUCCGGUGGCCGUCUGACGAUGGUGAGGACGAGGGUCUUCCUAUGAGUCUGCAGGGCGCGUAUGCAGCCUUCAUUGGCAUGGAGGACUCUGCCAACGGCCACCUCACGCUCGAGAAGUACACUGUCUAUGCUGGCUUGAAACGAUCUGGUUACAUUGUGACCCGCGCCGACAGCUGGGAUGGUGUCAAACACGUCAAUCACUCCGCGGAUAAACAUCCCUCACCCUCCAUACUGCAGAACUUCUGGAGCUUUGGCGUGUUCCGUAGCCUAUGGUCAUUUUUACUUCCUGCAUCACGCCGCGGCCCGAAUCCUGGUGCUGCCCUCGGCCCUCUUGUAUCACCUGGUUUAUACCGGCACUACAAUGACGUCUACCGCCUACUAGACAUUGUACAGUUCCAUGACCCUCGGCAGUUGCCGCAAUUCUCCCCAGAAGAGUCGAACCAAGACCCUUUCCGUGUUGCUUACUCUGUCUACAAACCGACGCCAGCGUGGAAGAAGUCUGCGCCGGGCCCUCCGGACUUCCGCGUCGCUGUGGUCAAUGCGCGUGACACGUCCGUUCCUACAUUGCCGCAGUUGAACGAUCUUCUCGCCUCGACACCUUACGAUCCGCCCAAACCAGAUGCGCCGCUUUAUCAGAAACUCAAACAGGGUCACCGGAAUGUAAUUCUGGCGAUCGUCGACCAAGGAAUCGCUCCAAGCGAGGCGGCUUCAGAGGUCGUGGUCGUGGCCGCGGACGUGGCCGCGGACGGUAGUGAUAGAAGCAACUCGCCUUUGCGAAACGUCAACGGUAGGCCACGUUAUCUGAGGACGUACCCGAAUGGCGAAGCUAAGGACGCCCAUCUCUUUGAUGGUAUGGGGGAUCUUGGCCCACAAGGAAGCGCGGGAGACCUCCCGUAUCCCGGCGCCUUGUGA
This is a messenger RNA of Diplodia corticola, 1323 nucleotides long. RefSeq names its product trna splicing endonuclease subunit. Gene Ontology annotation, cellular component: tRNA-intron endonuclease complex. The transcript is spliced from 4 exons. The record is from RefSeq and is a predicted model, not a curated record. The coding region runs from base 1 to 1323 and encodes 440 amino acids. Lineage: Eukaryota; Fungi; Ascomycota; Dothideomycetes; Botryosphaeriales; Botryosphaeriaceae. Gene Ontology annotation, biological process: tRNA-type intron splice site recognition and cleavage.